AAAACUUGCAAAGGAAUAUAAUUGUGUCAUCAAACCAUCCAACGGUCCACAAUGCACAAGGACCAAAAGCCUCGAGAGAAGAAUUCUAGACCCUUCCUAACUACAAACUCAAAUCUCAACCGUCCACUGAUUUCUCUCGAAUAAUCACCUGAUAUCUCUAUAUAUAUACACGCGGCUACUACUUCCCCUAGUAGCACUCUUUAGGUUGUUAUUGUUCUUCUGUUCUGGCUUUCGUUCCAAGAAAAUAGCAGAUUCUCUGGGAGCCUCAGAGUCGGUGAGAUUGAUUUGGGUUCUGGGUUUUCAAGAAAUCAAUCAAAUUUAAUCGAGGAAGAUGUUCGGGAGGGCGCCGAAGAAGAGCGAUAACACUCGGUACUAUGAGAUUUUGGGAGUGUCGCAGAACGCUUCUCAUGACGACUUGAAGAAGGCUUACAAGAAAGCCGCCAUCAAGAACCAUCCUGACAAGGGUGGAGAUCCUGAGAAAUUUAAAGAGUUGGCUCAGGCUUAUGAUGUUCUGAGUGACCCUGAGAAGCGUGAAAUCUAUGAUCAGUAUGGUGAGGAUGCACUCAAGGAAGGAAUGGGUGGCGGUGGUGGCGGCCACGACCCAUUUGACAUCUUCUCAUCUUUCUUUGGUGGUAGCCCAUUUGGAGGUGGUGGCAGUAGCAGAGGCCGAAGACAGAGACGCGGAGAAGAUGUGGUCCACUCACUGAAGGUCUCUUUGGAGGACAUCUAUCUCGGGACCUCAAAGAAACUAUCUUUAUCGCGUAAUGUGUUAUGCUCCAAAUGUAAUGGUAAGGGGUCGAAAUCUGGGGCUUCGUUGAAGUGUGCGGGCUGUCAAGGAACUGGUAUGAAGGUCACAAUCAGGCACCUUGGCCCCUCUAUGAUUCAACAGAUGCAGCACGCUUGCAAUGAGUGCAAAGGUACUGGAGAGACCAUCAGUGACAAAGACCGAUGCACGCAGUGCAAAGGAGAAAAGGUUGUUCAAGAGAAGAAGGUGUUGGAAGUCAUUGUGGAGAAGGGUAUGCAAAGUGGACAGAAGAUCUCAUUCCCUGGUGAAGCAGAUGAAGCUCCUGAGACAGUCACUGGUGAUAUAGUGUUUAUCAUUCAUCAAAAAGAACAUCCAAAGUUCAAGAGAAAGGGUGAGGACCUUUUUGUGGAGCACUCUCUGUCCCUCACCGAGGCUCUCUGUGGCUUCCAGUUCGUUUUGACCCAUUUGGAUGGCAGGCAGCUGCUUAUCAAAUCAAACCCUGGUGAAGUUGUCAAGCCUGAUUCGUUUAAGGCGAUCAAUGAUGAAGGGAUGCCCCUCUACCAAAGGCCAUUCAUGAAGGGGAAGCUGUACAUUCAUUUCAAUGUGGACUUCCCAGAGUCUCUGAACCCAGAGCAGGUCAAGGCUUUGGAAGCUAUUCUUCCAUCAAAGCCAGGAGCAUCUCAGCUUACAGAUAUGGAGGUGGAUGAGUGUGAGGAGACAACUCUGCAUGAUGUGAACAUGGAGGAGGAGAUGAGGAGGAAGCAGCAGGCUCAGGCGGAGGCUUAUGACGAGGACGAUGACAUGCCUGGUGGUGCUCAGAGGGUGCAGUGCGCACAGCAGUGAUGAUAGUUUCUAGAACCUGUAGAAGUUUUCUGAAGUGAUGGGGGCUGAAGAACAACUGAUGACUGAGUUAGGAGGGGGGGAGGGGCUUGGCUGUGAUGAUGGAUGGCGGUCUAGCUAGUUGGAGUCUAGAAUUUUGGAAAACUUUUAUAAUCAAAUGCUAUGUUAUGAUUUUGAACCUGUUAUUCUUGAACUAUUGAUAAAUGACCAUCACUCUUACUACUCUUUAAGAAAUCUUUUCUUUUCUGUGCC
Molecule: messenger RNA, 1837 nt
Organism: Prunus persica (peach)
Lineage: Eukaryota; Viridiplantae; Streptophyta; Magnoliopsida; Rosales; Rosaceae
Product: dnaJ protein homolog
Exons: 6
Coding region: 332-1588 (418 amino acids)
Biological process (GO): protein refolding; response to heat
Cellular component (GO): cytoplasm; cytosol
Molecular function (GO): Hsp70 protein binding; ATP binding
Source: RefSeq, a predicted model, not a curated record